CUGAAUAUUCAUUGGCGCGUGGGGGCAGGCGGCGCACGCGAGCAGAGAGAGGCUGAGCCGCGCGCACACAGCUGAAUGGAUAACACCGUCUCCGCCACAGCAGUAAAAGGAUGUGAAUUUUCGACAUUUUUCAAGUUUGUCACCAAAAGAAAGCAGCGGCCGGACUCGACUCACCGGUUUUACCGACAGGCGGUGCAAAUUAACGGCCGGACACUGACCGAGCACGCGGCAGCCGUUAGACAAUAAACUGCUUAAUUUUAAUGAUUUGAAUUUUAGAUAGUUAGCUACUGAGCAUCCGUCCAGUGAGCUGCAGACAGACACAGACAGUCAUGAUGGAGUCUAUCUUAGACAGUUUGACAGCAGAGAAACUCUACCCGUCCGGCGGGACCAACCUGUUGGACCUGGAGGAACUCAGCGACGGAGAUUUCCUCACUAAUGUGCCUUUCUCAGGUGACCAGAUGGAUGACUUCAGCAGUGAAUUAUUCAACAGUUUCUUUGAUGACCAUCUAUUAGAGCGGCCCCUCAUGGCAGACAGACCUUCACCUCUACACAUGGACAUGGAGGACAGCAGCCCAGAUAUUCAAGCAGAGCACAGCUACUCAUUAAGCGAAGACUCCGCCCCCCAGAGCCCAGCCCUGUCAAUCAAAAUGGACCACGAGUCUGAAUUUGAAUGGAGCUUCAGUCAGGACCUGUCUGCCAUCUUGGUGAAACAGGAGGAGCCUGAUGUGGGUCAAAGGUUAGAUCCUCAGCCUCUGGAAGGUCCGCCUCUCAUAUUAAACCCCGCCCCCCCACACAGAGGGUCGCCAUGGAAACACACGGAGCCCAGUCAAGACAGUGUAAAACCAUUAGCCAUAAAAGAUGAACCCAGAGAGAUUGGACAGUACCUCAGCCUGCCCAGCGACGAUGCUCUCCAGCUCCCGCCCACCCCUCCCAGCAGUAAUCACGGUGACAGCGACGGCUCCCUCCCUCCCUCCUCCCCGCACCUCCCUCUGCCACCGUCCUCCCCUCAACCACAACAGAGGCCAGGAGGUCGUGCCUCCUCCUCAUCCUCCUCCUCCUCUUCCUCAGCCAUCUCUUCUUCACCUCUCCUCACUGCACCACAUAAGCUGCAGGGUUCAGGACCCCUCUUGCUGACAGAAGAAGAGAAGAGGACCCUGGUUGCUGAGGGUUACCCAGUACCGAACAAACUUCCUCUCACCAAGAGUGAAGAGAAGGCACUGAAGAGGGUCCGACGGAAGAUUAAAAACAAGAUCUCUGCUCAGGAGAGUCGGAGGAAGAAGAAAGAAUAUGUGGAAUGUCUGGAGAAAAAGGUGGAGAGCUACACGUCAGAAAACAGCGACCUGUGGAGAAAAGUAGAAAACCUGGAGACCGCCAACAGGUCUCUCCUACAGCAGCUCCAGAAGCUUCAGUCAUUGGUUUCAGGGAAAGUCGUCCCCCGUUCUUGUAAAAUUGCCUCAACUCAAACAGGGACAUGCCUCAUGAUGGUGGCCGUGUGUUUUGUCCUGGUGUUGGGCUCCUUCUCUCCUUGUUUCUCCCCCCUCUCCCUCCUUACUCACACCUCCUCUUUGUCCUCAUCCUCCUCUUCCUCUCAACCCUCACCCUCCUCUCCUCUUCCGUCAGCGGACCUCUACACCACCAGUCAGGUCCGUUCCCGCAGCCUGCUCUUCUACAACGAAGGGUCUCCACUGGAGGAGAGUUUAGCGACAUCAGAAGGGGAGAGGCUACAGUCAGAGGGCCGCGUCCAGACGAGCCGGUACACAGCUGACAGCAACAACCAGACAACUGGGCCUGAGUUAGACCGGAGAGAAACAAAACCAGAAGGAGCCUCUGAGUUUUUCUGACACAGCCUGACCAUUCCUACCAUGACUUCUAACCUCUGACCCCUAAAAAGCCCCGAAACCUCCAGAUUCCUGAACUCAGCGGGCUUCAUAUCAACAUCCACCUGGAUCCAAAUCAGUCCACCAUCAUCCCUUUUGGUGAGCCUCAAGACAAGACGUCCUCCCAUCCUCCACAGCCGGUUCACUGCCUGUACGUGGUGCUUCACCUCUCUGCUUCUACAGACUCUGCGACACCUGAAUAUACUUGAUUUUAAAGGGAACAUCUUAUCAGAAUUUAAACGUUUAUGCAUUCAAAUCCAACUAAUCUGUUAUUAUUUAGUUUAAACAAUCAUGUCAUCAAGUACAUAAGAAACAUAGGGCCUAAUUAAGAUGUAACAAAGAUGCAAUUUGUAGCAUUUUAACAAAAAAAAAAAUCAAAUCACCACAGGCAGCAUUUUCAAGAAGAAAGGCCGAUAAAGAGCCGCCUAAGCUGUGAUCAUGUGCGACGAGUAUUAUCCAGAGGUGUGGACUUAAGUCACGUGAUUCGGACUCGAGUAAGGCUCAAGUCAAAAAUCCACGACUAGGCUCGAUUUGACUCACAGCUAAUUUUUUACUUAAACAUUUAUGACUCAUGAGUUUACUUGAACUAGAAUCAUUUGACUUGAAAAUACUUGAUACCUUCCCCCAAAUAUUAAAAAGUAUGUUAUUUAAAAAGUGUGCCACAAAUUAAUGUUUUGAUUAAACUAAUGUUAGCCCUGUUCAUUCCCACCAAGGACACACUUAAAUCCCCAUAUCCACUUUGUUUAAAGCAAUCCGACAGUAUUUAAGCUGAAGGAGAGAAACGUGAAGAGCUAACGUUAUGCUACUGAAUGCCAGUUAGAUAAAAAAUAUACCAAUGUCACGUUCAAAAAUGAUGUGGCGGUCAACAAAAACCAAAUUGCUGUAUGUCAAACUUGGGGGUCAAAAAUUACAGAUGGAGAUGCAAAAAACCUCCGACUUUGCACAAAAUUGAAGUUUAGUCAAUUAGUCGAGGCUAACUUUUCGACAGGCUUGUUUGAACAAAUAACACAUUUUUAAAAUCAUCCAUAUUUUUUUAGAAUUUGACAUAUUAUGCUGUUGAUAAAAUGGUAUUGCGUUUGAUGAAGGGUGCAUUUUGACUUGUUUGAAACCCAAAGUUUAAGACCUGGGACUUGACUUGUGACUUUUCAGUCUUGACCCUGGACUUGUCCUGUCUUGACUCUGGACAUCCAUGCCUUAAUUUAGGACUUAACUCUGGACUUGAGUGCAACGACUUUAGACUUACUUUGGACUUUAAAGAUAACGACUUGGUCCCACCUCUUGUAUUAGCUCAUGUCGAGUCAUACCUAAUGCAAGUAUUAGCAGCUUUCGGCUUCCUCCCUUUGUCUCCAGAACUAAUGUAGCGUAUCAUUACCAUUUAGAAGCGAGCAUUGUGGGAAAUGUGGUCUUUAAGUUGAGAGAAACCCAUUAUGAUACACCUUUGCACCUUUGAAGAAAACUCAUGAACAUAAAUAGUAAUAUAUGGAUACUUGAUGGACCUCCACUGUGGAAGUAUUUUACUUCCAAGACAAAAUUAAAUAAUGAAAAUGAACUUUUUUAAAAGGAAGUUGUGCCAUUUAAAAAAAAGUGCCUUCCAGUUACUUAAAAUAUGACCAACUUGGCCUUAAAUCUAAAGCCCACACUCACUUUAAAAAAUGUAACUAGAUUAAAAA
Messenger RNA from Plectropomus leopardus (leopard coralgrouper), 3547 nucleotides. It is a transcript of the gene creb3l1, whose product is annotated as cAMP responsive element binding protein 3-like 1. NCBI's taxonomy places the organism in Eukaryota, Metazoa, Chordata, Actinopteri, Perciformes, Serranidae. Gene Ontology annotation, biological process: regulation of transcription by RNA polymerase II. The record is from RefSeq and is a predicted model, not a curated record. Gene Ontology annotation, molecular function: cAMP response element binding; DNA-binding transcription factor activity, RNA polymerase II-specific.